AUGGACUCCAUAGGCGUGCUCAUGCCAGUUCCAAUGUCCCCAUAUUUAGAGCAAGAGCUCGAGAAGCGCUUCAACCUCUUGAAGCUCUGGACCGUCCCUCAAAAAACCCAGUUCCUCAAGGACCAUUCCGGCUCCAUCCGAGCCGUCGUCGGUAAUGCAGGGAACGGAGCGGACGCCGAGCUCAUCGAGACUUUGCCGAAGCUGGAGAUCGUGGCCAGUUUCAGCGUUGGGAUCGAUAAGGUCGAUUUGAACAAGUGCAGGGAAAAGGGUAUUCGGGUCACCAACACGCCCGAUGUUUUGACCGAUGACGUGGCGGACCUUGCUAUUGGGUUGGCGUUGGCUGUGUUGAGAAGGCUCUGUGAGAGUGAUCGGUAUCUGAGGAGUGGGCAGUGGAAGAAGGGUGACUACAAGUUGACCACCAAGUUCACUGGAAAAACAGUUGGCAUCCUCGGUCUGGGAAGAAUUGGCAAAGCAGUUGCCAAGAGAGCUGAGGCUUUUAGCUGCCCAAUCUCUUACCACUCCAGAACAGAAAAACCAGAGUUGAAGUACAAAUACUAUCCUAGUGUUGUGGAGUUGGCCUCGAACUGUGAUAUUCUGGUUGUUGUGUGCGCAUUAACUGAAGAGACCCGUCACAUUAUUAAUCGUGAAGUCAUUGAUGCUUUGGGCCCAAAGGGUGUUCUCAUUAACAUUGGGAGGGGUCCUCAUGUUGAUGAACCUGAGCUGGUCUCUGCUCUGCUAGAAGGUCGGUUACGUGGUGCUGGACUUGAUGUUUAUGAAAAUGAACCAGAAGUACCUGAGCAGUUGUUUGAGCUUGAGAAUGCGGUACUCUUGCCUCAUGUAGGAAGUGACACUGUACAAACUGACACUGCCAUGGCUGACCUUGUGAUUGGGAAUCUUGAGGCUCACUUUUCGAACAAACCAUUGUUGACACCAGUCGUUUAA
This is a messenger RNA of Prunus armeniaca (apricot), 942 nucleotides long. The record is from the annotation of a GenBank genome assembly. Lineage: Eukaryota; Viridiplantae; Streptophyta; Magnoliopsida; Rosales; Rosaceae.